CGGGAGCAGCGGUGUUGGUGAUUUCACUGAGAGUGGUCGAAAGGGCAGGUAGGAAAAACGAUCUGAUCAUGCUCACUGAGAAAGAUCAGCUCGUUUCGGCAGAUGAGGAAAAGAUCAAAACUGUAGGGAGAAUGACCAAUGUCGCCUUCCGAUUAGGAAAAGUACACGCGCUUGGGGAUGUCGUAGUACUAGAUGUUAAUACGUACGACGUUCCUUUCGGACUUCCCGCUCUUGUGGCAUUACCAGCGAACCUGGAUUUCGAGCGACGAUCGAUCGUCCUCCGAAAUACAGGAGGAAAACCCUACGCUGUGCCCAUGCGAUUGACCCUUCGCACUACUAUUAAUGCGGUUCCGCGGGUUCCGCCGAUGAUGGCAGGGACUCUCCGCAUGAUCUCCUGGGAUGAAUCCGCAGAGGGAAAGUCAUCAACAGAUGAUGCAGAAAGCAGUGACGAAGAUGAUCCGGAGAUCUUGAAAUUGGUACGACAAUGCGUUUGCUACCCGCCGCCCAAAACGAUAGCGAGAACGAUGCAACUGACCAGCCGAAAAAUUCAAAGGACCAUGGCAAUGAUCUUGGGUGAGCCCCUCGUGCAGAUUUCGAGGAUGGCCGACUCUUUGGAACCCCCUCAAACUCUGUACGAAGGAAUUACCCCUCUCCUCGCCAGGUAUAGCGACAAAAAGCAUUAUUGCGACAUUACAGAAUUACCUAAGUCUUUAUUGACAUCUGCUAAAGAAGUAAGAUUGUUACGCUUGGGGGCGGAAGCAAGGUCUCUGGAACCCCCUGGGCGUUUCGAGGCAGAAACAGACGGACUGGGGAUAAAGAUCGCAACUAAGAACGUGCCAUGGCAGGAUGUUUGUGAAGAGAUUACCCCGAAAGGACACGUGGCAAUCCGGGAAGAAGACGCCCAGAUGAUGGUCACGGUGUUCUCUAGGCAAUCGGAUCAUUCAUUCAUCUCGGCGCCUCCGCUUGAGGUGGCAAAACAGACACGCACGAAACAGCUUGACGUUCGGAUCGGGGAUCAACUUUUUGAAAUCCACCGGGUAAUUGCGGACAUUCUAACGGAAUAUGAAGGAGCGAUUAGCGUGACAGAUACUGACAUUGGCGAUCGGAGGCUCGCGUCAGAGGCCGUGGAGCUGCUCAUCAUCCAGGCGUGGAGGACCAACGUGGCGGGAGACCUUCUGGGAUUCGUCUUUGGAGAAGUGGAUCGGGGAAACCGACCACAGAUCGUGCGCGAACUUACGAUCGUGAUCGCGCGACUGGCCGACGAACUCCCCCUUGACAUCGUCUCUCAAAGCGACGAAGAGCCCGUGCCACAUACCCUCUCAAGGACUCUCGCCCCGAGCCUCCAGUGGUUGGCUUGUAUCGAGGAGCGCUGGGCGGACGACCGUGUUCCCUCUCGCAGCGAGUACCUGGACGUCCACAGCAUAACUAAUCCCCGCUUCUUUCAGCAACCAACGGCGUUCGAGUGGGCGGCGCUGAGAGCAGAAGAGGAAGCAGAAGAGGAUUCGGAAGGAGAAUUAAGGAGAGAGGCCGGGGAAGCAGCGGCCCGGCUGGCCGAGGACGAGGAAGAAGAACGCGAAGCAGAAGAAGAGCCGGCGGAAGCUGAAGAAGAAGAAGAAGAAGAAGAAGAAGAAGAAGAAGACGUAGAGGAGGAGACUUCGGAAGAAGAGGAGGAAGCCUAUAGUGAGCACAGCGAGGGCGAGCCAAGUGAGGAGGAGGACGAAGACGACGACGAAGAAGUGGAAAGCGGAGACGACCAGGAGCCAACGCACGACGACGAGCUCGAGUGGGUGCCAGGACCGGAUCGACGAGAGGAGAACCCUGAGGCUGCCGCGUAGCGCAAGAAAGAGGUCGCGGAGGGAAAGCGGCCGGUGAUCGACCCCACAUCGAACGAUCCUUCCAAGGAUCCCGAGCCGCCCAAGCUGGAACAUG
Chara braunii is the source of this 1929-nucleotide messenger RNA. The record is from the annotation of a GenBank genome assembly. Lineage: Eukaryota; Viridiplantae; Streptophyta; Charophyceae; Charales; Characeae.